Spirodela intermedia is the source of this 4145-nucleotide messenger RNA. Lineage: Eukaryota; Viridiplantae; Streptophyta; Magnoliopsida; Alismatales; Araceae. The record is from the annotation of a GenBank genome assembly.
AUGCAGCUGCUGUGGCGGCAUCUGCUGACCUGGCGGAAGGUGAUUCAAUGCUGCAUCGACACUCCCCUCGGAGGUGUCUAUAGAAACGUCCCAAGCUUUUUUGUAUAUCCCACGCAUUCCCUCUCCUACUGCAUUCUCAAACUCGAACCAAAUCAACCACACAUCUUGGCUUAUUCCUUUUCCAGUACCAUGGCCACGAAGACUCAAGCCAUGGCUGGACUCCUCCUUUUGAGUUUACUGUUCUGUAUAUUCACCUCUGGGCAACUGGUCACCACUGUUACCCAAUGCCUCCUGUGAAGGAGCUGCUCUGGCUCCGCCGCCGCUCUUCUGUCGCCGGCGAACUCAUUUGCCGGAACAGAACUUUGUUUUUGUUUUCCAGUCCGUUACGCACCCUCUAUAUAAAGGGGCACAAGGUGUUCGACGAAUACAUGCUAUUUCUUUGAAAUACAAAUACAUUCUGUGCAUUCUUUCUCAUUAUCUUCGGUAUUCUUCUUCUAUUUCCGGAAGUUCUUGAAGCAGUUUCAAGCUUUCCAAAGUCAACAAGUGGUAUCAGAGCCACUCGGUCGAGGGAGGAAGAAGAUGUCGAAGAAAGGAGGUGAGGCGAGCACUUCUGGCGAGCGUGGGAUGGAGAUGGUGUCGCCGGCGCCAUCUCUCAUGCUGUCGAAGAUUAAUUAUCGUGUCUGGGCGAUGCUGAUUAAGGCAUUCCUUGAUUCUCACGAAUUGUGGCAAGCAAUUGUAGGUGAGAAUAUCCCGAAGAAGAAAGAUCGCUUGGCUCUAUCCACGAUCUUCAGAGUAGUUCUGGAGGAGACGAUGUUAAUUCUUGACACAAAGAAGAUGACGAAGGAGAAUUGAGAGAUUCUCAAGUCUCAAAAUCUUGGUGUGGAUUGAGUUAUUCAAUCAAGAAUUCGGGAUUGAAGCGUGAGUAUGAAAUUCUCACGAUGCAGAAGGAUGAAGCCGUGGUGGAUUUUGCGACGAAAUUCAUUGGAAUCAUCUCAGAGCUUUGGAACCUAGCUGAGAAGAUGGAAGAAAAAGAGGUGGUGCGGCGAUUUCUGAGGGCGACGCCUUCAAAAUUCGAUGCUCCCACCUUGUCUUUGGAACAAUAUGGCGAUUUGGAUAAAAUCAGCCUUGACGAGACCAUUGUUCACUGAGCGUCCAUGAGCUGCGACUCAAGGAGCAUGAAUCAAGAGAGGAGGAACAAGCUUUAUUGGCCAGAACACUGAGCAAAUCGAAGAUCUCGAUUGAGGAGGAGUCCUCAUCUCGUGAAAGAGGUAGACACCGCGGCUGAGGUAGAGGUAGAAGCCGUGGACAAGGGCGAAAUUAGUCGAAUGAAGAAGGAAAGAAACAUUUCGAUAAAUCUCAGGUAAAAUGUUAUAAUUGUGAGAAGUUUGGGCAUUUUGUCUAUGAAUGCUGCAGCGAGAAAAAGAAGUCAGACAAUUGAACAUAUGUGGCUGAGUCUUCUGACAAGGAGGAAUCCUCGCUUCUGAUGACAUUUACAAUGAACAUGGCGGUUUACUACUCCAAACCUUUGAGAGUGAGCUCUUUGAUCCCGAUUUCUAGUAUCUUGAUAUUGGAGCUACUAAUCAUACGUCUGGUUGUCGGACUUUCUUCACUGAGUUGGAUGAGACAACAUCCGGGGUGGUCAAAUUUGGAGACAAUUCGAAGGUCCGAAUUGAAGGCUGAGGUAGUCUCUUGGCCAACAAGAAGGAUGACAGUGUGCUUCGGCUCACUGAUGUCCUAUUUGUCCCUCAAUUAAAGGCCAAUAUUCUCAGUUUGGGUCGUCUGGAUGAAGAAGGCUGCCGGAUGACAAUGUAUGGGGUAAGUUGACUAUUUUUGACCGACAUGGCAAACUCUUUACUGAAGUCCAACGAUCGGAAUGCAUGGUCUACUUACUGAGGCUAAGUGUAGUAGAUUACUAUCUGAUUACUACAAAUACAAAGAGUGAGUAUUGAUUGUGACAUGCUCGUUUUGGCCACUUGAAUUUUUACUCUUUGAAGGAAAUGUCGAGCAAGCAUCUGGUGCAGGGACUUCCUUAAAUCAGGCUGCCUACUCAAGUCUGCAGAAGCUGUGUAGCAGGCAAACAACACCGAGCUCCAUUUCCUAAAGCCUCCACAUUUUGAGCCUCACAACCACUAGAACUUGUAUAUGCUGAUAUUUACAGACCCAUUACUCCACCCACAUUAGGAGGGAGCUAGUAUUUUUUUUUAUUAAUCAUUGAUGAUUAUUCGAGAUUAAUGUGGGUGGCUUUGCUAAAAGAAAAAUUGGAUACUUUCACUGAAUUCAAGAAAUUCAAAGCAUUAGCAGAGGCUGAGAAAGACACGAAGAUCAAGUAUUUUCGCUUAGACAAGGGAGUUGAGUUUACAUCUAAUGAAUUUAUUGAGUUUUAUGCUUCACAAGGCAUCAAGAGACACUUGACUGCCCGCUACUCACCUCAACAAAACGGCAUAGUGGAGAGAAAGAAUCAGACUGUGAUGUCCACGGUCCGAAGCAUGUUGAAAGAGAAGAAGUUGCCCUAAGAAUUAUGGGGAGAGGUACUGAACACUUUUGUUUACAUUCUAAAUCGCUCAUCCCCAAAAAGUCUGCAAGGUAUGACCCCCCUAUGAGAAGUGGACAGGUAGAAAGCCACAUAUUGACCAUUUACUGAUUUUCGGGUCAAUUGUGAAGUGUAAAGAACACUAAAGGCCCAUAGAAGAAGCUUGACGAUAGAAGUAGCCCCAUGGUGCUUAUUGGAUAUGAAGUAGGUACUAAAGCCUACAGAUGUUAUAAUCUAGUCAACAGCAAAGUCAACAUCAGUAGGGAUGUUCUCUUUGAAGAAGAAAGUAAGUGGGACUGGUAGAAGAAAGGUAAAAAAGCCACUAAUUUUACUUUCUUACCUGAUUUUCUAUCUGAUCAGGUCGUGGAGGAAGUCUCUGAUUCCGAGAUUAAUGAAGUGGAGACAUUCGAACCUCAGGAGGAGAUUUUUGCUUCUCAGACUGAGUCUGAAGACAAUUAAGCUCCGAAAUAUAUGUCACUCACUCAUAUCUACUCGAAGACAAACCCGAUGUGGAUGAAGAUUAUUUUCUCACUUGUGAAGAACCAAACUCUUAUACAGAUGCCUCUCAAGAGGAAGUAUGGAGGAGAGCUAUGAAGGAAGAAAUGGAGGCUAUUGAUCGAAGUCAAACAUGGGAGCUAGUAGCACCCCCGGCUGAUUGCAAGUCAAUUUAAAUAGAUAUUCAAGCUCAAAAGGAGUGCACAAGGUGAAGUUGUGAGGCACAAAGCCAGACUGGUUGUGAAGGGCUAUUCACAAAGGCAAACUCAAAGGAGAUGGACUUUACAUCAUCUUGAUGUUAAGUCAGCCUUCCUAAAGGGGGAAGAAGAGAAACCUAUGAAAUUACUCGUGGACAAUCAGUCCGUGAUUAUCCUAAGCAAAAAUCCAGUUCAACACAAUCAUAUAAAGCACAUCGAUACAAGGUAUCAUUUCACACAUCUGUGUUGAAGAACAGAAGCUUGAGGUUUCCUACGUGAAGACGGAGGACCAGAUGGCGGACAUACUGACUAAGACGUUGGGAAGAUUGAAAUUCUUGGAGAUGCGACGACAUCUGGGUGUGCGAAAUCUUCGUACAGAGGAGCAAGAGCAAGGAGGAGAUUGAAGGAGCUGCUCGGUUCCGCCGCCGCUCUUCCGUCGCCGGCAAACUCAUUCGCCGGAGCAGAACUUUGUUUUUGUUUUUCAGUCCAUUACUCACCCUCUCUCUCCUUCUCUUAUUGGUUCCCCUAUAUAAAGGGGCGCAAGGUGUUCGACGAAUACAUGCUUGCUAUUUUUUUGAAAUACAUUCUGUGCAUUCUUUCUCAUUCUCUUCGGUGUUCUUGAUUCUUCCAUUUCUGGAAGUUCUUGAACCAGUUUCAAGCUUUCCGAAGUCAACAUCCUGCACACCGUGGAACUAGGCGUCUGUGGCGUUGUGCUCAACCUCAUCAAAAUCGACGGACUCACCGGGCCCCUCAACACAACCUGUUGCAAUCUGUUCUCGGCUCUCACGAGUCAGCAGGCGUCCAGUUGCCUCUGCAUUGCGAUAAAGCUUGGCUUCCUUGGCCUCAACGUUACCAUUCCCGGUGACAUCGGUAUUCUGCUGACUUACUGCGGCAAGCAAGUGCCUCUCCUGACUUGUUCAUAA